Messenger RNA from Lasiosphaeria miniovina, 2465 nucleotides. Its product is annotated as beta-lactamase/transpeptidase-like protein. The transcript has 2 exons. NCBI's taxonomy places the organism in Eukaryota, Fungi, Ascomycota, Sordariomycetes, Sordariales, Lasiosphaeriaceae. The record is from RefSeq and is a predicted model, not a curated record. The coding region runs from base 189 to 2465 and encodes 758 amino acids.
CAGAUUCAAUACAUUAGAUUCUAGGCCUAGCACACACACCUUCACACCUUCCCAGAUAUCCCGAGAGCGGUGGAACUUCGUCGGCAUGCCAGAUCCCACCAGGACUUUGAUACUGUGCAGGAGCGAGGGAGACCUGCUUCCCCAAUUCUCACAGACAACCCCACUGAUUAGUUCCCGAAGACGCAAUCAUGGAAGGCACGUCUCUGAGGGCUCUUUGUGGAGCCUACAAGAGCAGUCACUUCCUGCGUGUGCUCGGCAAAGGUUCUAUGUUUGUUGUGGAGGAGAAAGAUGAAAAGGCACACAAUGGCAUGCCCACCGUCACUCUUUUAGACAAACGUCCGCUUCCAGAAGACCCAAUCACUUUUCUAGAGCCCAGCACCGACAGCAUGAGCGACGCCGAAGUUGACCGUGUGCUGGCAGGCACAAAGAGCACGAUCAAGGCUCUGUUCAGAGACUACGGCAGCGUCGGGGGCUCAGUUGGCAUUCUCAGGAACGGGAAACACACCUUCAUCGAGUUCGGCUCACAGGACCCCACCACCAACGAGCCCGUCGACCGCGACACCAUCUACCUCAUCUCUUCCAUGGCGAAGCCCUUCACAGCCCUGGCCGUAGCCAUGCUGGUGAACGACAGUAAGAUUGACAUCAGCCUCACGAGCCCAGUCAGGAACUUCCUCCCCGAGCUGCAAGGCAACGAUUUUCUCGCCCACACCGGCCAGCCCAUCACCAUCGCGGACCUGCUCGACCACCAGUCCGACUUCCUCCGGUGCACAAACCUCUGGGAGAGCCCAAACGGGUUCAUCCCAUGGCAAGACGUCGCGCCUCUGCUGUCCCUCUUCCAGACCCUGCCGAGGAAUCCAAAGUUCCGCCACCCGCACAACUUUCGCCAUGCCCGGAACUACUCCAACGAGAGCUACGCGCUGCUCGCCGAGAUGGUCGAGAGGCUGACGGGGAAGCCGUGGACGCGCUUCAUUCGCGACAGGAUCCUGCGCCCCCUUGGUCUCACGAGCACUGUCGUCAGCCUGACGGAGCCCGAGCACGCAGAGCGGGGCCAGCGGGGAAGCAGCAAGAUUGCGCUGUCAUUUGCAGUUCCCGUCUCCGAAACCCUGAGCAGACUGUCUGCGGCUCACGGAGAUGCUGCGGCGUACGAUGUGGUUCACCCGUGGGUCGUCAACAACCUGCCUCAGCUCACAGCCCAAUGCGUCUCGCCUUCACAAGCUCGCCACGCCGCUGCCGGAACGCUCAGCUCGACGCCGAUCGGUGCCGCGGCCGGAAUCAUGUCGUCAGCGCGAGACCUCUUGAGAUUCUACGAACUCUUCAUGGAAGUUUACAACGACGCUGAGAAGGGGCGAGAUAGGGUCCAAGCAGCCACAAACGGAACUGGGCAGCCCACAGACAUGGACAGGAUCCGACAAGGCAUGGCGACGCUAUACGGGCACAUCAAGGACAUGAUGGCCGCUGAUGAAAGCCGCACGUAUGCUGCCGGCUGGAACACAGUCAACGUGCCCUGGGACCCAAAGUCAGCAACUCGCUGGCCCGGCGCAGACGGUGACAACUCGCGACGCAUCGAAAAAUCGACCAGAGAAAUGGGGCAGCCGAGCAGCGCCGCCGCGGAGGCGUGGCACUUCCUCCAGCAGCAACACGACCCCGACACCACAGCACCCACCACCCAAAAAGAAACAGAACUGGCCCUGUUCCACGGCGGCAACAUGGUCGGCGCGACGUCCUUCUGCCUGCUGCUGCCGGCGCGGCAGACGGCCGUCGUGGUGCUGUGCAACACGCGGGGCUUCUUCGUCGACGCGGCCAACCUCGCCGGCAUGCUCCUAUCGGAAUGCCUGUUCCGCAACCUACCGUCGUCACCGAGCGACAUGGCCGCGCUGUGCGCACGCGCCGCCGCCACUGCGGCGCACUUGGCCGCCAGCUACGUGCGCGACUUACAGCGGUAUGAACUCGCGCUCGCCCGCGACUAUCACAGCCUGACAGUACUCGACACCGGCGGUGAUGGGGAGGACUAUUAUGCGCCGUGCUGUGGUACGUUCCAGCUCGUGCCGGGCGUCGUGGCGCGCGUCGCCUGGACUGCAGCAGACAAUGGCAAUUGCGAUACCAAAACAGGGGGCAGCCACCACCAGCUCACGCUCGCGCUGAACGGCCAGGCGGCGUGGGCAUACCCGCUGCGGCUCAAAACGGGAUGCAGCCCACACCACAAAUCGUGCACCAUGACCUUUGCCAUGCCCAUGGGCGAGCUGGUGCGUGCGGGCGUCGGCGGCAAUAACCGGUUGGAGGCCAGGGAUUUUGAGGUCACGUUUCGGAACAGGACGGCAACAGCAGCGGGUGGGCUGCCGACGCAGUUCCAGGGGCUGGUCUGGGUGUUUGACCGCAGCUGGCUGGCGGAUCCGCACAGUCUAGAAGGAGUAGAUCUGGGCGCUUUUACGUUCAGGAGACUGAGCCCGGGAAGUCCUGCGGUUUAA